GGAAGGAGGGGAGGAGCCUCUGGUGGAGGUCGGGAACUGGGGGGCAGGCGGCAACAUUGUUUCAAGUUUUACAAAUUGACCAGAGCGAGAGAUACACUGCGUUCCAUCGCGACCUGGGGCCAAGGUGCUGGGCCCUGUUUCCCCCUCCUUGGCCCCGAGAGUCGGGGCCCGCUUUCUGCAGGGUUCCCCGGCCCCCGCUCCAGGGCCAGGCUGACCCGACUCGCUUGCGCUUCAUGGAGAACUUCCAAAAGGUGGAAAAGAUCGGAGAGGGCACGUACGGAGUUGUGUACAAGGCCAGAAACAAGUUGACUGGAGAAGUGGUAGCGCUUAAGAAAAUCCGCCUGGACACUGAGACUGAGGGUGUACCCAGUACUGCCAUCCGAGAAAUCUCUCUGCUUAAGGAGCUUAACCACCCUAAUAUUGUCAAGCUGCUGGAUGUCAUCCACACAGAAAAUAAACUCUACCUGGUUUUUGAAUUUCUACACCAAGAUCUCAAGAAAUUCAUGGAUGCCUCUGCUCUCACUGGCAUUCCUCUUCCCCUCAUCAAGAGCUAUCUAUUCCAGCUGCUCCAGGGCCUAGCUUUCUGCCAUUCUCAUCGGGUCCUGCACCGAGAUCUUAAGCCUCAGAAUCUGCUUAUCAACGCAGAGGGGGCUAUCAAGCUAGCAGACUUUGGACUAGCCAGAGCCUUUGGAGUCCCUGUUCGUACUUACACCCAUGAGGUGGUGACCCUGUGGUACCGAGCACCAGAAAUCCUCCUGGGCUGCAAAUACUACUCCACAGCCGUGGACAUCUGGAGCCUGGGCUGCAUCUUUGCUGAGAUGCACCUAGUGUGUACCCAGCACCAUGCUAGGUGCUGUGGGGAACACAGAAGAAAUGGAAGACACAGUCUCUGCCCGCUGUGCUCCUAUCUAGAAGUGGCUGCAUCACAAGGAGGGGGGAUGACCGCAGUGUCUACCCCACACCCCGUGACCCGCAGGGCCCUAUUCCCUGGUGAUUCUGAGAUUGACCAACUCUUCCGGAUCUUUCGGACUCUGGGGACCCCAGAUGAGGUGGUUUGGCCAGGAGUUACUUCUAUGCCUGAUUAUAAGCCAAGUUUCCCCAAGUGGGCCCGGCAAGAUUUUAGUAAAGUUGUACCUCCCCUGGAUGAAGAUGGACGGAGCUUGUUAUCGAUAUGGGAGGAGGGAAGUGAGAACUCUGCCUUGGGUAGAAGAAGUUGUGGUUUCCUGAUUUCUGGGAACACCUGCUGCCCAUAUAUAGUCCACUAUCACAUCAUUGAAGUCAGCAUACAUCUCUUCCUCCAGCAAAUGCUUCACUAUGACCCCAACAAGCGGAUUUCGGCAAAGGCAGCUCUGACUCACCCUUUCUUCCAGGAUGUGACCAAGCCAGUGCCCCACCUUCGGCUCUGAUGUCCUUCUCUAAACCCCCACACCCAAUCUCACCCUCUCCUCCAUGGUGGGCUUGACCUGGCUUGGCUCUGGGCUGUUUGAACUCAGGUUGGCCCUCUGAUCUCAUCUGGCUGCCUUAAACACUCACUUUCCCUUCUUGGCCAAUCCAACUCUGGGAAUACAGAAGUGGAAGGGAGGAAUAGGUGAAAAUGAAAGAAAAUUUUAGUAUUAGAUGCACUUAAGUCAGACUUCACCACGCUCUCCCCCUCCUCUUAAGUCACUGCUGAGGAGGGCUGGUAUUAAAAAACAAAACAAAACAAAGCUGAGUAUUCUCCCCCCACAUUGGGUUUGCAAUCCUAAUCUCUGAAUGCCCCAUAAUUAUUAUUUCCUGUGUUUGGGGAUGUCAGGGACUCCAAGCCUCCUGCUGCCACUGUUUUUGUAAAGGCCAACUGAUAGCAGGGGUCUAAGUUGGAAUUUUUGAGAACCAAGCAAAAUAAAAUGUGGAGGGUCUGUUUUAAAGAAUUAGGUUUAAAAAAUAGAUCAAAUCGGUUUAUACCUUAGUUUUAAUGUUUCACCUCACCUAAUAGGCUGGCAGACUCAAGACUCAGCCCCAGUGGGGCUGCAGAAGAAAUGAUUGCCCCCGUCCCCUUGUAUGUCCCUCCUACGGGCAAAAGGAGUUGGGGAGGCUAUGGGACAGGGACUGUGCUUCACUCCAAUCUAUUGCUUCACCUCAGCCUUAUGAGGCAGGUGAGAGAUGUUUGAAUUUUUCUCUUCCUUUUAGGAUUCUUAGUUCUUCAGUUGCCAGGGAUCCUUGCUCCCAUCUUCCUCUGAAGGCCACCCCCUCCCUACCCCAUAGGAGUGGAAGUUAGGGUUUAGGCAUUUUGAGAAUGCUGACAUUUUUCAGGCCUGUGACUGAGUGGGACAUUGGGAAAAAUAUUUCUUUAAAAGAAGGAUGAACAAUUAUAUUUAUAUUUCAGGUUAUAGUGAUUUUUUUUUUUUUUGUUAGAGUGGGUGGAUUUGUUGCCAUGUACACCAUGGGGUUUUGUAACACAAAUGCUAAAAAAAAAAAGUAUUUUUUUCCUUUUAUGAUUUUGUCUCUCUCUCCCACCCCUGUCCUUGAGUGCUCUUGCUAUUAACAUUAUUUGUAAUUUAGUUUGUAAUUCAUUAAAACAGUGUUCCUAGUU
Lemur catta (Ring-tailed lemur) is the source of this 2569-nucleotide messenger RNA. RefSeq names its product cyclin dependent kinase 2 (gene CDK2). Gene Ontology annotation, cellular component: nucleus; cytoplasm; cyclin-dependent protein kinase holoenzyme complex. The transcript is spliced from 8 exons. Lineage: Eukaryota; Metazoa; Chordata; Mammalia; Primates; Lemuridae. The record is from RefSeq and is a predicted model, not a curated record. Gene Ontology annotation, molecular function: ATP binding; cyclin binding; cyclin-dependent protein serine/threonine kinase activity. Bases 234 to 1406 code for a protein of 390 amino acids. Gene Ontology annotation, biological process: regulation of G2/M transition of mitotic cell cycle; regulation of gene expression; G1/S transition of mitotic cell cycle.